This is a messenger RNA of Phascolarctos cinereus (koala), 1489 nucleotides long. It is a transcript of the gene SRD5A1, whose product is annotated as steroid 5 alpha-reductase 1. The record is from RefSeq and is a predicted model, not a curated record. Gene Ontology annotation, biological process: steroid biosynthetic process. Gene Ontology annotation, cellular component: membrane. NCBI's taxonomy places the organism in Eukaryota, Metazoa, Chordata, Mammalia, Diprotodontia, Phascolarctidae. Gene Ontology annotation, molecular function: 3-oxo-5-alpha-steroid 4-dehydrogenase activity.
CCUCCCCUCAGCCGCCUCCUUUGAAAUUCUCUUCUCACCUUUCCGGGUGGCAGACUCUUCCGGCAGCGGGUUUCUUUGGUCUUUUCCCAGCUUCACUUUACCCUGGUCCGGAGCUGUGGCGUCCAGACCGGAAUAAAACUGAUCCCUUGAUUCCAAAUCGGUAUUUCCUGUCUGCCCUCGCCCCCGCCCCCGCCCCCUCGGGGCGGUAUUGCUGGGCCACCCUCGCGGAUCGUCUCGGGCUCGGGCCGAGCCCCAGCCCUUGCUGCCGGGACCAUGACGCUCGCGGCAGAAAUAGGGCCCAUGGAAAUGCUUUCCUUCCUUGUAGGGCUCUUGGGUCUGAUGUUCUGGGUAGUGAUCUCGAUCAGUGGAUCGCCCUACGGCCGCUACGCCAGCGCCAGCCACGGCCUGCCUCUGCCAGGGAAGCUGGCGUGGGUCGUGCAGGAGCUGCCGUGCUUGCUGGUGCCCCUCUACGUGGUCACCUGCACCCCGGCCCAGCGCCUCAGCCACUGGCCCAAUCGCAUCCUCCUGGCCAUCUUCAUCAUCCACUACCUGCAAAGGUCAUUAAUUUUCCCUUUUCUGAUUCGUGGAGGAAAGCCAGUACCAGUCUUCAUAUUCUUGUUGGCAUUCAUGUUCUGUACCCUUAAUGGAUACUUACAAAGCGAAUACUUGAGUAAUUAUGCAGUAUACUCUGAUGACUGGGUAAAAGAUCCCCGUUUUAUCACAGGUUGUUCCAUUUGGUUAAUAGGGAUGUUAAUAAAUAUCUAUUCUGAUAAUAUCCUAAGAAACUUGAGGAAACCAGGAGAGACUGGGUACAAAAUACCAAGAGGAGGCUUGUUUGAAUAUGUUACUGCAGCCAAUUUCUCUGGAGAGGUGAUAGAAUGGUAUGGAUAUGCUCUUGCAAGUUGGUCCUUUGAAGGCAUUGCAUUUGCACUGUUUACAACUUGUAUUUUAAGCUCCAGAGCAAAACAACAUCACAGGUGGUACCUGGAGAAAUUUGAAGACUAUCCAAAGUUGAGGAAAAUCAUAAUUCCAUUUAUAUAUUAAGCACAUCAUCAGUGAAAUUUUCUCCUAUGUUCAACUUCAAGAGUGUGGAUAAUUUUCUCUGGGAAAUAUGUAUAACUAUCAUUUUUUUCCCUGAAUAAUAUUUCAAAGAAUCUUUUAAGAAAUUUUCCUGAGUAAAUUUCCAGAAGUUUGAAUACCAUGUUCCUAGAACUGAAUACAAAGGCUGCAAUCUCAGGCUCUCUGAGUUCUAAUUAUUUCUGAGGACACUGGUUUUGCAAAGCUUGAUGUUUUCACCUCACUUUGUGAACUCCUCAAGUGGAGGCACUGAUUCUUGCCUUUCUUGUAUAACCUGCUUAGAGAUUAGAGUUAGCUGUGCUAACAGCUCCUGGCACAUAGUAAGCACUUAAUAAAUAUUUUCUGACUAGCUAUGCCAGUGGUUUGGUCUUCAUAGAGCAAAUGGUUUCAAAUAAAACAUUUUUGCUUCCUG